Phlebotomus papatasi is the source of this 680-nucleotide messenger RNA. Its product is annotated as protein D3-like. Bases 1 to 642 code for a protein of 213 amino acids. The transcript has a single exon. Lineage: Eukaryota; Metazoa; Arthropoda; Insecta; Diptera; Psychodidae. The record is from RefSeq and is a predicted model, not a curated record.
AUGAAGAGUAUUUUGGUUCUUAUUUUCUUGUCCGCUCUUUCCGGGACACGGGCUUUUCUUGGCCCAGAUGUUCCUGGAAUUUUUCGGGCAUCUCAAAUUGUGCCAAAUGUAAUUCCAGUGGCUCCUGAGCAUCAACUAGAAGUUAUUUAUAGUAUUUUCAAUCGGGUUUCUCUGGGAGAAGAACUCACUCCCACAUCUGUGAGGAAUCUUCCGAGUGUGGUAAAAUGCCUAUUUUGCGGAGUGAGACUUACUGGCUUCUACAGCCUCGUGAUGAUCGAUCCUGAUGCUCCAAGCCGAGAUAAUCCCUUUGAGGCAAACUUCUUGCAUUUCAUGGCAGUCAAUAUUCCCGGACACCGUUUAGCCUACGGAUUGCACAUGGGAGAAACUGUGGCUGAAUAUGUUGGAGCCGGUCCUGCCCAGAGUACUGGCUACCAUCGUUACAUCUUCCUGCUCUAUCAUCAACCCAAUGGAAGAACUCUUUUCAACGAACCCCGAAUUCCCAGCACAAAUGCAUCCCUGAGACGAAACUUCGCUCUGGAUUCCUUCGUAGCCAGGUAUGGGCUUGAGUUGGUGGCCGGAAACUUCUUCCAGGCCGCCUAUGACUCUUCAGUGCCCGCCUGGAACGACCAAUUUGUCGAUUAAUCACGCUUUUGCGAUAGAAAUAAAAGCCCAAUUUUGCA